Messenger RNA from Ostrinia furnacalis (Asian corn borer), 372 nucleotides. Its product is annotated as neuropeptide-like 4. The transcript is spliced from 2 exons. Lineage: Eukaryota; Metazoa; Arthropoda; Insecta; Lepidoptera; Crambidae. The record is from RefSeq and is a predicted model, not a curated record. Bases 74 to 283 code for a protein of 69 amino acids.
GAGAACACGCUUGACGGACUACAUUCGAGCUCAGACGCUUGUGAUAACACAAACAAACAAAACAAACACCAAAAUGUUCAAAUACGUACUGUUCGCCGCUCUCCUGGCUUUCGCCGCCGCCAAGCCCCUAGUAGUGGAAUAUCCGGUUGCCGCUGCGUAUACCGCGCCAGUGGCCGCCGCAUACACCGCAGCGUACACCGCGCCUGUUGCGUACUCUGCGUACUCGCCGUAUGCCUACUCUGCGUAUACUUACGCUUCACCUUACUCGUACUACGUUCGCUGAAGUCUGACUGUGUAACCUUUACCUCAUGAACACGCCAAAUAUUUAUUGAAAAAUGCAAAUAAAUGUGCAUAAGCAAGCUUGCAGUAAUC